AGAAUGUUUAAACACUGUGCUUUAUUGGUGCUGUUGGUGCAGCUGAUCGAUCAGUCAGCCGCCGUGGUACGGUUCGAGAAUCUCAAGUACGAGCUAAACAAGGACUACAUGCACGGUAACUUGUUCGUCAAGAGUCAGAAUGACAAGUACUCCUUCGGUGCAGACGUUGAGCUGGCAAAGAAAAUCGAGGGCAGCGUCAUCAUUACUCCGCAUCUGCAGCAUUUGAUCAAGGGCGAAUACCACACGAUGGUAAACAUCGAUCUGGACACCUGUAAAGUUGAUCCGGUAAUGUCGGAAAAUCCGAUCGUACGCACAAUUGCGAAAGAAUCGACCAAGUUCAUCAAUUUCUCGCUCAUGUGCCCAUACAAUCCGGGACGGUAUUUGUUGAACGACUUUACGCUCGAUUCGGAAAGCCCACUGCUGAAGCUGAUCCCGAACGGCAAGUACAAGAUGCAGCUGAAGGCUACCCAUUACCCGACACCAGACUCAACACCGACCGUGUUGUUUGAGUAUUCGAUUGAUUUCGAGCUGUUCGCUGCCGCCAGUUAA
Molecule: messenger RNA, 549 nt
Organism: Anopheles maculipalpis
Lineage: Eukaryota; Metazoa; Arthropoda; Insecta; Diptera; Culicidae
Exons: 4
Coding region: 4-549 (181 amino acids)
Source: RefSeq, a predicted model, not a curated record